UGAUGCCUGACAUUGACAAAGACUGGUGUUAGUUUUCAUCAUUUUACUCUAUUUUAUUCAUUGCAAACAUUUUGAAAUAAAAUGGGAGCAAAACUUCCAGAGUGUGAUAAAUAUGGAAGAAAAGUACCACCUAUCUUACCGUGGAUGCCCAAGGUUGCUCCAUACGGCGAAGAACCACCUUCGUUUUUCGUGAAACGCGCUUACGAUAGUGUUGAAUUUCCUCCGCUGUUCACAAAAACGUCCAUACAAAAGGGCGUUCCGCAGAAGGACAUAUACGAAUAUUUUAAACCGAGUGAAACUAUCGGCGCUGCGUACACUCCUUCAGCUAUGCCCUUGCGAAUACAAUGCAUGCCACCGAGACGGAGAAAAAUUAAAUUGUCUGUGUUGGACGAGAAUGGCGAUCUUCAACAUCCUCCGAAGAAGACCAAGCAGGAGGAAGAGGAGGAGCAAAAGAAACUGGAGAAGAUACGAAAAAAGAAAGAGGCACAAUUAUGUGGUACAGUUACUCUCGGAGAUCUCAUGAGUGGUAAGUAUUGGCGCGAUAAGGAGGAAGCGAAAAUGAAGAAGGAAAUGAGAAAAGAAAAGAAGCGAUUAGCUGAAUUGGAAGCUCUGGAAAGGAAGAGGAGCAGCGGUAAUGGAAAUUUGGAAUAUCUUCAAGCAGAAUUACCAGUGGAUCCGGAUGAUCAAAAGAAAAUGCUAAUCGAUACUGCCGAAGAAGACAUGAACAAAGAAGUUUACGAAGUAGAUUUGGAACGCAUUAAAUAUUACCUUACAACUGGAAUUUCAGAGGAUGUAAUUGAACCGUACAAUUUUCAAUAUAUUUUAUACGCAAAAACUCUAAUUCCCGAGAAAUACAAACUUUUAAAGUUGUAUAAUGCUGUUAUGGAUAGUUAUGUACCGGAAUUGACUGAAAUGUACGAUUUAUAUAUGAGAGAAUGUUUAUUAGAAUACAUUUUAAACGAUCCUUACGAAUGGAAACGUUUAAAAAUCGAUAGUUACCCAUCAAAAUAUCCGACGAUGUUAAUAAGAGCUCCAGUGCCUUGGCAUAUACAGUAUGUAGUUGGAAGGCAAUCUUUGGAAAGGAGAUUCUAUUUAGGGAAUCCUUUGAUUCUGGCAAUCAGAAAAUUAUGGCAGGACGAGUAUCAAUUUCUUUAUAUUCUACCAAUGUCGAGAAUAAACGAGGAUGUUCAAUUCCCGUUGGACACCGAAGUUUUCGAGGAGAAAGCUAGCCAAUUAUGUGCGGAGAUUCGAACGAAAAUUGAAGUAGAAUGGAUGAGAGCCUGUGCUGAUCUUUGCUUACAAAUGAAGAACGUAUGGAAACCAUACGCGCCUUUAACAUCAGAUGACAGCGUUCAACUUAUAGAAGGAUACUUUAGGUGCAUCAACUCGUUGAUGUCUUUGAUGUUGCGGAGAUUGGUUUGGAGGAGUUUGAAGCAUUUCGUAGAUUUCAUUGUAAAAUUCAAAGAUGGAAACGAUUUCGGCGAUACAUACGAAGACAAAAUAUUAAAUAAUCUUCCAGUUAUAAAAAUUGUAGCAAGGCCGGUUCUUGGUACAAACAAAAUUAAUUUAUUCCCAAAUCCAUUAAAAGUCGGAAAGAUAUUCGUUAAUUGCGUGAUGAAGAUUUUGAGUGUUAACAAAAACAUACCGCGACUCGAAACAAUACUGUUUCCAGAGUAUAAAGACAAGAAAACGUAUUUGCAUUGUGUUAACGAAAAGGAGGAGGACGUGAAGAAGUUAAUCGAGUUUGUCGAAUUUUGCUUCGCUCCGAACGUUAUAGGACCACUGAAUUACUUGAAAAUUUAUGAGGACUAUUAUUACAUUCAGAAUGGUGAAGCCGAGAAAAGUUUAUUGGAUUUCAUGGCACUAGAUCCUAUGCCCUAUUUAAAAGAUUUUGCCAAACGCAUUGAAAGAUACAACGAAAUUAAAAAGGAAAUAAUAUUUAUAAGACGAUCCGUCUCAUUGAAUUGUAUCAGUCUGGAAUGCGGCGAAUUGAACGAUAGCUUAUACAAAAUUAUUGAUGAUUUACGUUUACAUAUCGUAAAUUACUUUAUCGAUAAAAGCCACAACCAUAAUAGAAUGAUUUGUGAUACGUUCGAUCAAAUGUCGAGGAAUGUUAGCGAAACGCCUGAAACCGUACAAGAGCUAGUGACCUUACAGAAUUACGUAAUUGAGUGCAGAGAUGUAACAAUGUAUAAUAUUCGUGAAAAGAUUCGUCAAACUGCCGAAAAUCUAAGCUUCCUGAUGAAUUUUGCUCAUUUGACUAGUGAAGAUAUUCAGUUAAAUGUUCGCGUAUUUCUGUGGCCGAAAGAUAUGGAAAAUGUGAUUGAAUUGGCUCUGCAGAGACUGAACAUGAAGCGAGACCAGGCGGAGCUCGCACUUAAAGCUAAGAGGACUGCUUUCGAGAGUAAACUCAAGAAACAUGAAAAGCAAUUGGUUGCAUUUAAGAAAAAAGAUCCUCCUAUUCUAACAAUGGAAGAGAUGGAGGAAAACACGGAUAUUGUGGAGAAGUUGGUACAGAGAUUAAUGGAGGAUAAGGAAGAGGCGGAGCAAAUUAAUGCCGAGGAGCAGUUGCUCGAUUAUGAUCCUUCUCCGUUUACCAAUUUAUAUCAAAUGUUGGCUACAGUUGAUCCAUACGACAAAUUAUGGCAUACCAUUUUAGCUUUUCACCAGCAAUACGAUAUAUGGUAUUAUGGGUCGUUUAAAGAAUUGGAUGCUGAUGAGAUUACAGAAGAAACUGAAAAUAUGUGGAGAACUUUGUAUAAACUCGCAAAAACUCUGCACGACAAUGCGGGCGCUCGAAGAAUAUCGGAGAUGGUUCGAGCCAAAGUGGAAAAAUUCAAACAUGUUUUGCCCGUUUUGCAGACCGUCUGCAAUAAAGGUCUUCAGGAAAGACAUUGGUCUCAGAUAAGUGAAAUAAUGGGAGUUCAACUGGUUAUAACUGAAGAAUCAACAUUAAAUGACAUGAUAGAAGCCGGAAUGCCUAGAUUUAUUUCACAAUUGGAAGAGAUCAGUGGUGCGGCAACUAAAGAAUACGCAUUGGAAAGGAAUCUGAGGAAGAUGAAGGACGAAUGGGAGGAAAUUAGAUUCGAAUGUUUACCUUAUCGAGAGACUGGCGUUCAUAUACUUUCAGCUUUGGACGAUAUCCAAGUGAUGUUAGAUGAUCAUAUUUUAAAAGCGCAAACUAUGCGCGGUUCGCCUUAUGUAAAAGCAUUCGAAGCUGAUAUGCAGUCAUGGGAGGAUAAGCUUAUAGAAAUGCAAGAUAUUUUGGAAGAGUGGUUGACAUGUCAGGCAACUUGGAUGUAUCUGGAACCAAUCUUCAGUUCUGAAGAUAUCAUGAGGCAGAUGCCCACCGAGGCUAGGAAUUUCAGGCAAGUCGACAGAAUUUGGCGUACUAUUCAAAACAAUACAAUACUGGACACUCGAGUUCUCGUAGCUACUGAGUUUAGAAAUAUGCUGGGACAGCUAAAAGAGGCGAAUGGUUUAUUGGACGAGAUCCAAAAGGGUCUAAAUAAUUAUUUGGAAAAGAAACGCCUCUACUUCCCGAGAUUUUUCUUCUUAUCAAAUGAUGAGCUUCUAGAAAUACUUUCCGAAACCAAAGAUCCGUUACGUGUUCAACUUCACUUGAAGAAGUGCUUCGAGGGUGUUAAUCUUUUGAAAUUCAUUGAUAAUAAGGAGGUGAUCGGAAUGAUUAGCGCUGAAAAGGAAUAUGUGCCUUUUAGUGGACGAAUUUAUCCUCACGAAGCUAAAGGAAUGGUAGAAAAAUGGUUGCUGCAGGUAGAACAUUUAAUGAUUUCUUCUAUGAAAGAUAUCACUGCAGACUCGGUAAAAGCAUAUGCAUCCACCGAUAGAUGUGAUUGGAUAUUAAGUUGGCCUGGGCAAAUUGUCCAAUGCGUAGAUUGCAUUCAAUGGACAACGGAAGUUACCAAAGCUAUAUUAGAUAAAACACUAAAAGAGCAAGUUAAUCUUUGCACGGUUCAAAUCGAGCAGAGUGUGAAAUUGGUGCAAGGUAAAUUAGAGUUGGGACAUCAAAUCACUAUGGAGGCAUUAAUAGUAAUCGAUGUGCAUGCUCGAGAUAUUGUAAUGAAUUUGCGGGACGCCAAAAUCGAUUCAACAGCUGAUUUCUUAUGGAUUUCCCAGAUGCGUUACUACUGGUUUGAUUAUAAUGUUGUAGUAUCAAUGAUAACAACUGAUGUUUCUUAUGGAUUUGAGUAUUUGGGAAAUUACGGACGAUUAGUAGCGACUCCUUUGACUGACAGAUGCUUCAGGACUUUGAUGGGAGCGCUGAAAUUGAACUUGGGUGGAGCCCCAGAAGGACCGGCUGGAACAGGAAAAACUGAAUCCUGCAAAGAUUUAGCCAAGGCGGUUGCUAAGAAGUGCGUUGUAUUCAAUUGCUCCGAUGGAUUGGAUUACAAAGCUCUUGGAAAGUUCUUCAAGGGUUUGGCGCAGGCUGGAUGCUGGGCGUGCUUCGAUGAAUUCAAUCGUAUUGAAGUAGAAGUGUUAUCAGUCGUAGCACAACAAAUUUUAAGUAUUCAAAUGGCCAUUGCAGCUAAACUGGAUAAGUUUGUUUUCGAAGGAACAGAAAUAUCUUUAGAUCCGUCUUGCACUGUGUUUAUAACUAUGAAUCCUGGUUACGCUGGACGCCAAGAACUGCCGGAUAAUUUGAAGGUACUCUUCAGAACAGUAGCAAUGAUGGUUCCAGAUUAUGCGAUGAUUGGCGAAAUUUCUUUAUACUCGUACGGGUUUAUAAUGGCUGCAAGUUUAGCGCAAAAAAUUGUCCACACUUAUAAACUAUGCUCGGAGCAGCUUUCUUCCCAAAACCACUAUGACUACGGCAUGAGAGCCGUGAAAUCAGUAUUGUUGGCUGCCGGUGCUUUGAAACGAUCCUAUCCGCAAUGUAACGAAGCUCAAUUGGUGCUCAGAGCUAUCGUCGAUGUGAACCUACCUAAAUUUCUUGCAGAAGAUAUACCUCUGUUUGAAGGCAUUUACUCAGAUCUGUUUCCAGAAAUUGAAUUACCAAAGUUCGAUCGUGGAGAAUUGAUCGACUAUUUGAUGAAGGUGCUCGAACAAAAGAAUCUACAACCAACUCCAUUUUUCGUUGAAAAAGUUAUGCAAAUUUACGAGAUGAUUCUAGUUAGGCACGGAUUAAUGAUAGUCGGAGAUCCCAUGGGUGGUAAAACUUGUGCGUAUCAAUCGCUUGGUGAGGCUCUGGGACAGCUGUCGCAAGAUAAAACUGCAAAACUGCACGAAAACCGUGUAGUGUUCAGAAUCAUCAAUCCCAAAGCUAUAACAAUGGGUCAGCUGUACGGCCAAUUCGACCCAGUCUCUCACGAAUGGUCUGACGGUGUUCUUGCUACUACAUUCAGAGAGUUUGCAAACGCUCAAACGUCUGAUCGUAAGUGGAUACUUUUUGAUGGACCUGUUGAUGCAGUUUGGAUAGAAAAUAUGAAUACAGUAUUGGAUGAUAACAAGAAGUUAUGUCUGAUGUCAGGUGAAAUCAUACAGAUGUCGAAUAAGAUGAACAUGGUCUUCGAACCUGCUGAUCUUGAAUUCGCUUCACCUGCGACAGUCUCCAGAUGCGGUAUGAUCUAUAUCGAACCAAAGCAAUUAGGUUGGACUCCUCUGCUUGAUUCCUACAAAGUGAAAUUGGAAAAGAUUUUACUGGCAGAGCAAAUGGAACUUAUCUUGGAGUUGAUAAACUGGCUCGUUCCUCCUUGCUUCUAUGAAAUCUUUCAUCAUUGCAAAAUGUUCAUCGAGACUUCAACCAUUCACCUAUUCCACACUUUCACGCGUUUAUUGACUUGUAUUUUGGUGGAUGAAACACAAGUGAGCACAAUAUGGCUUCAAUGUAUGUGCUUAUUUUGUUUGGCCUGGGGAUUAGGUGCUACUCUCACUUCGGAUGGUCGAAAACGCUUUGAUGUUUUCUACCGGAAAAUGCUUUACGGAGAAGAUAAAAAGAACCCUAAACCGAAGACUUUCAAAUUGACAAAAGCACAGCUAUUUCCCGAAAGGUCCAUAGUUUUUGAUUGGAUAUUUGAUAAGAAGAACAACGGAACUUGGAUUUCAUGGUUGGAAACGGCGGAGAAAUUGCAACAAAUUGCUUCGAGUGCUGAUCCCAACAAAUUAAUUAUACAAACAAACGAAUCUUGCUGCCAGCAAUAUUUUCUGAAAACUGCUUUGGCUAAUAACAUUCCAGUUCUAUUCAUUGGUCCGACUGGUACAGGAAAAUCGGCGAUUGUCGUUGAUUAUAUAUAUGCUUUGCCUAAAGAGAAAUUUAUGGCAAAUAUUAUAAACUUCAGCGCGAGAACAAGUUCAACAAUGACUCAAGAAAUUAUUAUGUCGAAAUUGGAUAAACGCAGAAGAGGAGUAUUUGGUCCAUCCAUGGGCAAAAAAUGCGUACUUUUCGUCGACGAUCUUGGAAUGCCUCAGAGGGAACAAUGGGGAGCACAACCUCCCGUGGAAUUACUAAGACAAUGGAUCGAUCAUGGACAUUGGUUCGAUAAAGAUACAAGCAUGUUGCAGCUGAUUGAUGUUAUGUUCGUAAGCGCUAUGGGACAUCCUGAAGGAGGUCAAAAUAUGGUAACGGGAAGAUUCUUGAGACAUAUGCUGAUAAUAUGUCAGGAUUGCUUCGAAGAUGUGACACUGAAUAAAAUAUUUUCUACGAUAUUAGAAUGGCAUUUCGCUAAAGGCUACGAAGAAACAGUUUCGAGGCUUGCAAAAAUGGUAGUGGCUGGAACUAUGGACGUGUACAAAGAAGCCAUGCUUACCUUUCUUCCAACACCUUCAAAAUCCCAUUAUAAGUUUUCUUUGAGAGAUUUUGCACGAGUAAUUCGAGGUGUCCUCAUGAUCCCACCCUCGAAAAUGAAUGAUCCUGAUAAACUAAUACGAUUAUGGAUUCACGAAAUAUACAGAGUAUUCCAUGAUAGAUUAAUAGAUCAAAAUGACAAAAAUUCCUUAUUCGAAAUAGUUAAAAGAGGUUGUUACAACGGAUUGAGGCAACCAAUAGAUAAAGUUUUAGCUGAAUUGGUACCUGAUGGAGAACAACUUAACGGAGAGCACGUUAGAAAUUUGUUUUUUGGUAACUAUAUAGAGCCAGACGCUGAUCCAAAAAUUUACGAUGAGAUUGUAGAUUUGGAUUUGUUAACCGAGAGGAUGAAUUACUAUUUGAGCGAAUAUAACUUGCUGACCAAAUCUCCUAUGAAUCUAGUAUUAUUCAAAUUUGCGAUUGAGCACGUGUCGCGCGUAUCUCGAGUUCUUCUCCAAGAAGCUGGACAUAUGCUUCUUGUGGGAAUCGGUGGAUCCGGAAGGCACAGCGCCGUUAAAUUGGCCGGAUCAAUGGCAGAGUAUGCAGAAUACGAGAUAGAAAUGUCUAGGAAUUAUGGAAUGUUGGAAUGGCGUGAAGACAUAAAACGUCUGCUUUUAAAAGCCGGUUGUGAGGGAAGACCAAUUGUGUUUCUGUUCAGCGACACUCAAAUCGCUUCAGAAACAUUCACAGAAGAUAUAAAUCUUAUAUUUAACACAGGAGAUAUACCCAACUUGUAUCAACCCGAUGAGAAAGGAGACAUUUUGGAAAAGAUGCAGGCGAUUGCCCGAGACGGAGGGAAGAAAAUUGAGAGUACACCUUUUGCUUUAUACAACUUUUUCAUCGAAAGGAUAAAGCAUAAUUUACAUGUAGCGUUUGCGAUGAGUCCUAUCGGAGAUGCUUUUAGGAUGCGUUGUCGUAUGUUUCCAUCGUUGAUUAAUUGCUGCACUAUUGAUUGGUUUUUAGAGUGGCCUGACGAUGCAUUGGAGAAAGUAGCCACUAUGUUUUUAGCAACGAUGGAAGUUGAACAGGAACUAAUGGAAAAUUGCGUACUUAUGUGCAAGAAUUUCCACACGACCGUUGAACUCGCUGCGAAUAAGUUUUUCAAAGAAUAUCGAAGAAAAACGUACGUCACUCCAACAUCGUACUUGGAGCUGAUACAAACUUUCAAAAAUGUAUAUUUCCUUAAGGUCGAUCAGAUUACUUUAGCUAGAGAUAGGUAUUUGACUGGUUUGGAGAAAUUGGAUUUUGCAGCAGGACAGAUUGGAAUAAUGCAAGAAGAAUUGCAUGCAUUGCAACCUCAAUUAGUGGUAGCUUCCAUGAAAACUGAGAAGUUGAUGAUCAAGAUUGAACAAGAUACUGUUAUAGUUGAAGCUAAGAAGGAGAUCGUUGGCGCCGAUGAAGCAUUGGCUAAUGAAGCUGCUGCUGCGGCCCAAGCUAUAAAGGAUGAUUGCGAAUCUGAUUUAGCCGAAGCUAUACCAGCUUUGGAGGCUGCUCUUGACGCUUUAAAUACUUUGAAACCUGCAGAUAUUGUUAUCGUUAAAUCUAUGAAGAAUCCUCCAUCUGCCAUUAAAUUGGUUAUGGAAGCAGUAUGCGUGAUAAAACAGAUCAAACCUGAUAGGAAACCGGAUGUAUCAUCUGGACGAAUGGUGGAGGAUUACUGGGGACCAUCUCUACGUUUACUCUCAGACAUGAAAUUCUUGGAAGGUCUAAAGACUUUCGACAAAGAUAAUAUACCGGCUCCAGCCAUGAAAAAAAUUCGGGAAAGGUAUAUGCCUGAUAGGGAGUUUGAUCCCGUUGUGGUGAAGAAUGUAUCAACUGCUUGUGAAGGUUUAUGCAAAUGGGUUCGAGCAAUGGAGGUCUACGACAGAGUCAUCAAGAUAGUUGCACCCAAAAAGGCUAGUUUAGCUGUGGCGGAAGGUGAGCUUGCUGCGCAAAUGGAAACUCUUAAUGUAAAAAGGGCCCAACUGCAAGAAGUCAGUGAUAAAUUGCAAGCGUUGAAUGACGAAUUUGCAGCAGAGACAAAGAAGAAAAAAGAGUUGGAAGAUCAAAUAGAGUUGUGCUCUCAGAAACUGGAUAGGGCCGAGAAAUUGAUCGGUGGAUUAGGCGGUGAAAAGACUAGGUGGUCCGAAAAUGCAAAACAACUCCAUGGGCUCUUGGGAAACGUCAUUGGAGAUGUGCUGUUAUCCUCUGGAGUAAUCGCUUAUCUUGGACCUUUCACUGUAAACUACAGACAGGACUUAAUUGCAAAUUGGAAUGUGUACUGCACCGAACUGGACAUUCCCUGUUCAGAAUCAUUUUCUUUGGUUUACACCAUGGGUGAACCGGUCAUCAUCAGAGCUUGGAACAUAUUUGGUUUACCAGUAGAUAAUUUCAGUAUCGAAAAUGGUAUCAUAUCCACGAAAGCGAGAAGAUGGCCCUUAAUGAUCGAUCCGCAAGGACAAGCCAACAAAUGGGUAAAGAACAUGGAAAAAACAAAUAAUUUGAUUAUUAUUAAAUUAACCGAUGCAAACUACUUGCGUUCAGUGGAAAACGCCAUAACAUAUGGAAUACCCAUGCUGCUGGAAAAUAUCAUGGAAGAAAUUGAUGCCGUUCUGGAUCCGGUUUUAGUGAAGAACAUUUAUAAACAGCAGGGCGUCUGGUACAUGAAACUAUGCGAAAACGUACUCGAGUAUAACCACGAUUUCCGAUUUUAUAUAACGACGAGAUUAAGAAACCCGCACUAUCUACCAGAAGUGGCGGUGAAGGUUACACUAUUGAAUUUCAUGAUUACGCCUCAAGGUUUACAGGACCAGCUGCUCGGGAUAGUCGUGGCCAAGGAUAGGCCGGAAUUGGAGGAGAAAAAGAAUAUAAUGAUCGUCGAAGGAGCAAAGAACAAGAAAUUGCUUAAGGAGAUUGAGGAUAAAAUUUUGGAAGUCCUCUCUUCAUCCGAGGGAAAUAUCCUGGAAAAUGAAAAAGCCAUCAAAAUUCUAUCGUCGAGCAAGAUUGUGAGCGAAGAUAUUCAGGAGAAGCAAAAGAUUGCAUCAGUCACCGAAAAGGAAAUUGACAAUGCACGAAAUCUUUACGUACCUGUCUCGAAGCACAGUUCUAUACUUUUCUUCUGCAUUUCCGAUCUUGCAAACAUCGAACCGAUGUAUCAGUAUUCUCUGGGCUGGUUCAUCAACUUAUAUAAUCAAUCAAUCAUGAAUAGUGAACACUCAGAUAAUUUGUGUGUGCGCUUGGAGAGUCUAAACAGUUACUUUACGAAUAGCAUUUAUAGGAACGUCUGUCGAUCGUUAUUCGAGAAGGAUAAAUUGAUAUUUUCCUUGGUUCUUACAGUCGGCAUCUUAAAAGCGCAAGAUAAUAUAGAUGAUGAAGUUUGGACGUUUCUAUUGACAGGAGGAGUAGCGCUGCACAAUCCCUACCCAAAUCCAGCUCCUAAAUGGCUUUCCGAUAAAUCUUGGUCUGAAAUGGUUAGAGCAAGUAAUUUACCCGGCUUGGAGAAAUUACAUUUCUACGUAGAAAAGGAUAUCGAAGAAUGGAAGAAAUUCUACGAUGCAUCCAAUCCUCACGAGAUUCCGUGUCCAGCCCCAUUCAAUGGUUUAACGAAACUUCUUCGGUUGGUUGCAAUUCGUUGUAUAAGGCCUGACAAAGUUGUACCAGCAGUGCAGAGUUACAUUGUCUCAGAGAUGGGUCAAGCCUAUUUAGAACCACCACAAUUCAAUUUGGAGGAGUCUUACAUGGACAGCACAUGUUGUACUCCACUGGUGUUCAUCCUUUCGCCAGGUUCAGAUCCGAUGGCUGGUUUGAUUCGAUAUGCAGCAGACAAAGGAAUUGAUAAAACCAGUCUCUUAACAAUUUCGCUGGGACAAGGACAGGGUCCAAUUGCAUCCAAUAUGAUAGAUAUAGCUUUGGAAAGUGGGCAAUGGGUUGUUCUGCAAAAUUGUCAUUUAGCUGAAAGCUGGAUGCGGGAGUUAGAUAGGAUUUGCGAUGAGGUCAUCGUUCCGGAAAACACCAAUGUCAAUUUCAGAUUGUGGUUAACUAGUUAUCCAUCGAAGGCUUUUCCCGUUUCCAUUUUGCAAAAUGGUGUGAAAAUGACAAAUGAGGCACCGAAAGGUCUGCGACAAAAUUUGUUGCGAUCCUAUACCUCGGAUCCUAUUUCAAAUCCAACCUUCUUCAGCGCUUGUCCACAUUGGCAUGCUUGGCAGACCAUGCUAUUUGCUUUAUGCUUCUUCCACGCUUUGGUACAAGAACGCAGGAAGUUUGGACCUCUCGGUUGGAAUAUUCCGUACGAAUUCAACGAAUCAGAUUUGAGGAUUAGCAUCCUACAGUUACAGAUGUUCUUAACUGACUAUGACGAAGUGCCGUAUGAAGCUUUAACAUACCUUACCGGAGAAUGCAAUUACGGUGGACGAGUGACUGAUGACAAAGAUAGACGUUUGUUGAUGUCCGUUCUAUCCAUAUUUUAUUGCCAGAAUACUGUUAAUACAGCACUGUAUCCUUUUUCACCGAGCGGUACUUAUUAUGUACCUCAAGAUACAUCAUACACAGGAAUUGUGGAUUAUAUAAAGCAACUGCCGAUAAUUCCUUUACCGGAAGUUUACGGUUUGCACGAAAACGCUGAUAUAACUAAGGAUAAUCAAGAGACUGCAAUUUUAUUGAACGGAGUGAUGUGCACCCAAACUCAAAUAGCUGCUGGAGGAGGAGGCGAAGAUUCUCAAGAAGCAAUCAUUGCAUUAGCAACUGAUAUUUUAGAGAAGAUUCCUGAGCAAUUCAACAUUGAAAUGGUCAGUGAGAUGUACCCCGUUAUGUAUACCAAUUCGAUGAACACCGUUUUAAAACAGGAAUUAAUACGAUUCAAUCGAUUGACGAUUGUGGUGAAAAGGACUUUGGCUAAUAUCAUAAAAGCCGUUAAGGGAUUGGUGGUAAUGUCUUCGGAACUGGAGGAACUUCAUUAUUCUUUAACUGUUGGUAAAAUUCCUGCAUCCUGGUUGGCAAAAAGUUAUCCAAGCUUGAAGCCUUUGGGUUCUUACAUACAGGAUUUGUUGGCCAGAUUAAGUUUUCUACAAGACUGGAUCAACGAUGGUCCUCCCAUGGUCUUUUGGCUAUCGGGAUUCUACUUCACGCAAUCAUUCUUAACUGGUGUUUUGCAAAAUUACUCCAGAAAAAUGCACUAUCCUAUAGAUCAUAUAGCUUUUGAUUUCCUCGUCACCGAAUACGAAGAUGAAGUACCAGAAAUCCCAGAAAUUGGUGUUUAUUUCAAAGGCCUGUUUUUGGAGGGUGCACGCUGGGAUAGGAAAGAAAAAUAUUUGAAUGAAUCCUAUCCAAAAAUCUUAUUUGAUACCCUACCAAUCAUGUGGUUGCAACCAGCGUUAAAAGUUGACAUAAUUCCCAGGAAAUCUUACAUAUGUCCCAUUUACAAGACCAGCGCAAGAAGAGGAGUAUUGUCUACGACCGGACAUUCUACGAAUUUCGUUAUGCUCACCAACUUUGAUACGCCGCUUCCAGAGCGUCACUGGAUCAACAGAGGUGUUGCUUGCCUCUGUCAAUUGGACGAUUGA
Molecule: messenger RNA, 12339 nt
Organism: Nicrophorus vespilloides
Lineage: Eukaryota; Metazoa; Arthropoda; Insecta; Coleoptera; Silphidae
Product: dynein heavy chain 3, axonemal-like
Exons: 25
Coding region: 82-12339 (4085 amino acids)
Biological process (GO): microtubule-based movement
Cellular component (GO): dynein complex
Molecular function (GO): dynein light intermediate chain binding; minus-end-directed microtubule motor activity; ATP binding
Source: RefSeq, a predicted model, not a curated record